UAAAAUUAUUACAAAUGGCUAAUGUUAACGAUUAUAUCAAUGAAAUAUUAUUAGAGCCAUACAAUUAUUUAUUACAAUCAAGUGGCAAACAAAUCCGUACAAAAUUGAUGACUGCUUUUAAUUAUUGGCUAAAAAUACCCGACGAUUAUUUAAAAGUAGUUCAAGAAAUUAUUGAAAUGUUACACAAUUCAAGUCUAUUGGUUGACGACAUUGAGGAUGGAUCUGAUCUUCGAAGAGGUAAACCAGUGGCCCAUCACGUCUAUGGGAUGGCAAAUGCUAUAAAUACAGCAAAUUAUGUAUACUUUUUGAGUCUAAAAAAGAUUAUCGAAAAGUUUCCCAAAUAUUUGGUCACAUCUGCUGUUACUAUGUUUACUGAUUGCUUAAUUGGUUUACAUAAAGGACAGGGUUUGGACAUACAUUGGAGAGAAACAUUCAACUGUCCCACUGAACAACAAUACUUUCAAAUGAUAAAUAUGAAGACAACAGCAUUGUUUGCAUUGUCUGUUCAAUUGAUGCAACUGUUCAGUGAUAAUAAGCAAGACUUUAGUCAAUUAAUCUGUCUUUUGGGGACUUAUUUUCAGAUCAAAGAUGAUUUCGCAAAUCUCUGCUCUCAAGAGUACACUGAAAACAAAAGUUUUUGUGAAGAUAUCACUGAAGGAAAGUUUUCGUUUCCUAUAAUUCAUGGCAUCAGAAGUCAACCAAAUGAUAGCGAAAUUGUUAAUAUAUUGCGACAGAAAACUCGUAACGAAGAACUCAAGAAGAAAGUGAUCCAAAAGUUGCUACAAUUGGGUUCAUUUGAAUACACAAUCGGUGUCUUAAAUAAGAUCAAUAGUGAGAUUAGGGUUGAGCUCAACAAGUUUGAAGCCAAUAAACAAAUUACUAAUAUAAUUGAUUUAUUGGUCAGUGAUGUUCAAAAUUUCCAUAAUAGUCAAUAG
Molecule: messenger RNA, 935 nt
Organism: Oppia nitens
Lineage: Eukaryota; Metazoa; Arthropoda; Arachnida; Sarcoptiformes; Oppiidae
Product: geranylgeranyl pyrophosphate synthase-like
Exons: 3
Coding region: 15-935 (306 amino acids)
Biological process (GO): isoprenoid biosynthetic process
Molecular function (GO): prenyltransferase activity
Source: RefSeq, a predicted model, not a curated record